Messenger RNA from Spodoptera litura, 1131 nucleotides. It is a transcript of the gene Pym, whose product is annotated as partner of Y14 and mago. The record is from RefSeq and is a predicted model, not a curated record. Gene Ontology annotation, molecular function: RNA binding. Gene Ontology annotation, biological process: exon-exon junction complex disassembly. Lineage: Eukaryota; Metazoa; Arthropoda; Insecta; Lepidoptera; Noctuidae. Gene Ontology annotation, cellular component: exon-exon junction complex; cytoplasm.
AACUGAAUUCUUAUUCGCAUCACUACCAAAGAAAAAAAAUCAUUCGUCUUUUUGUCAAUUGUCAAAAUAGUUGUGUACGAAAAUAGCGAAACGAGAAUUUCGCAAGGCCUACCUUCCAGGUUGUGUUUUAAUUUAUAAUAAUUCAUCCUAAUAAAUCGAUGAUUUAUAAUGGCCACAACAGCGUAUGAGCAUGAUGCUGAUGGCUGUAAGUUUAUCCCCGCGACGCAACGUCCUGACGGUACCUGGCGGAAGCCUCGGCGGAUCAAGGAUGGAUAUGUUCCUCAAGAGGAAGUCCCCCUAUAUGAGAGCAAAGGCAAACAGUUCAAGGCUCGUCAGAAUACAGGGCUUCCAGUGGGGCUGCCCCCUGAGGUAGCAGCCCAGGCACAGAAGAAGAAGAACAACCCUGGUGUCAUUCAGCCUAUCCCAGGCUUGCUCAUCAAUGUUGACAAAAAGAAGAAGAAAAAGAAGUCAGGUGCUGAUGAAGCAGCAGAGAAACUUGCCAAAUGUGAGAUAACUGAGCCCAACUUCUCUACCCCCUCUCCUUCAACCCCCACCAACUCUGCCACAGACCCAGUGAAACGUCUCAAGAACUUAAGAAAGAAACUCAGAGAGAUUGAAACUCUUGAGGAAAAGAUUAAGAGUGGUCUCCUUAAAACUCCUGAUAAGGAUCAAAAAGAAAAAAUGUCAAAGAAAAAUGACAUUAUCAAAGAAAUUGAACUAUUAGAGAAAAAUAGUGAAUAAGUUAUACCAAAUUGAAUUAAAUUUUAUUGUUGACAAACAAUAUGUCAAUAGAUUGCAUGAAUGUGUUCUCUGAGUGGGUGCAAACUGAUGAAAAUUUCUUUUAUUAUAAAUUAUUUACAAAACAUUUUUUGAUGUAGUUAUUUCUGCAACUCUUCCAAUAAUAUUUUGUGUACCUAGCAAAGCAAUUGUGUAUGAUGUUAAAGGUAUCAUAUAAAUAAAAAGACUUACAUAUUGAAAAUCAUAAACAAAUAUUUAAUAAAAUUUAAAUUCUAAAUUCGAGAUUAAAUUUUACAAAAAUAAAGAUAAAAAUACAGCCUGCCCAAUCUCGGAGAUGUAUCUAAUAAUAGAAGUUAUAUUAUCACAUAUUGAAGGUAGGGCUUUGUCUAUUUU